Nylanderia fulva is the source of this 9379-nucleotide messenger RNA. It is a transcript of the gene ACC, whose product is annotated as acetyl-CoA carboxylase. Gene Ontology annotation, biological process: fatty acid biosynthetic process. Gene Ontology annotation, cellular component: mitochondrion. The record is from RefSeq and is a predicted model, not a curated record. Lineage: Eukaryota; Metazoa; Arthropoda; Insecta; Hymenoptera; Formicidae. Gene Ontology annotation, molecular function: acetyl-CoA carboxylase activity; metal ion binding; ATP binding.
AAAAUUUUCCUCUAAUUUGAGAAAAUCAGUUUUAUCAAAAACAAUCUAUUAAGUGUUAUAAGAAUAAUAAUUUGAUUCUUUCUAAAUGCGAAACUCCAGUCGAAUUAUAGAGAACUCUUCCUAAUUAACUGAUUUAAACAAAAUUAUACAAUUUUAUAUAUUUAAAAAAGAAGUCAUUGACAUUUCAAGAAACUUCGAUAAAAAAUUGCAUUUAUUAUUAAUAUUUAUUAUAAUAUUAACCUUUCGAGAAUUAAAUUAAUCAAAAGUAUUUUCGUUCAUUUUUAUAUGACAUCAACGAACGACAUACAACCUCGAAUCAAGUAAUAUGUAAUCGUAUAGUAAUUAGCGAGCGACUAAUUAUCAUUUAUCGGAAAUAUAUGUAUCAGAGGAAAAAGAAUAUUUUGUAUUAAGUAAAUUUUUCCGCGUGUCAUGUAAUAAUACUUAAUUGCGAAAAAUUAAAAGAGUUACAACCGGUUGACACCUCCCAUUUUUCUUCCUGUCUCUUGAGGUUGUCUAUAAAAAAAAAAAAAAUUAUCAUACGUGUCUCUUCUCACAAGUAUCAUAAGCCUAAAAAGGUAGGGGAAUUCUUGUGGUGUCUCGAUGAAGAAUAGUCAAUUGGAUAGAAACCUGCACUCGUCAGUGAACGCUCGCUCGCCUUUCUAACAAGACGGUCAACGUUACGAUAAGUGUUACGCAUUCGUUUAUUUCGUUUUCUCUUUUUUCUUUUCAUUUUUGUUUUACUUUCCAAUCUCCCUUUUCGUUCAAGUACAUGGAAUUUUGCAAUUCAAACGACGCGUGGUAAAAACCUGACGUACGAGUCGCGGUGCAAAAAUGUUCUCCGCUUACGAUAACUAACGAUAACUGGCGGCUCGCAUUUAAAAAGAAUCGACUUGUCAUUUCUUAUAAUGCAUGAUUAACAAUUGUUUGUUCCUUGGCUGUCUAUAGCCCUUUUCAUCAGGGGAGACAAUUUUUGCUUCGUUUAUUUUUCACAUCAUACGCGAGUGAUUUUCAAUUUUCAAAGAUUUGUUCUAUCUCUUCUCGCUGUCCUUUUUUUUUGCAAUAUUAUUAAUCUUGCAAUGUCAAUGACGACGAUAAUAUUUUACGACGACAUAAAGAUGAUGUAAUUAUUAGUACACAUAAGAUACGACUCUGAAUGUAAAACUCGAGAUAGUCGAUAUAUAUUCCAAGGUUGUACUGAUUGGUAUUAGAAAAAUAUUCCGCGUCUUUAAUAUUUGUCUUUGUCGGAUUUCUCGUGUCAUUCAUAUACAAACGAGAACCAAAGUCAAGUUGAUGAGCUUAUAAUGAGCCUUUGAUUCGCUGAUUGUAUUUGAAACCGUCCGAUUAUUCGCGUAUUUGUUAAGUUUCGGAGGCGGGAUCUUGAGCUUAUUUAAACCCGUUUCGAGUUUCGGAGAGUCAAGAUGAAGAAGCGGAUGAAGAGAUUCGUUUUGGCGGAGAAUUCGGAGAAGGAUAAAAACUGGAAGAGCUCGGACAAUUUGUUGGCGCGCAUGGCGUCUAAAAUGAAUCUAAUAAACGUGAAGAAUGAGUUACCGCCAGACAUGCACGAGGAGGUGAAGGAAACGAAGGAGGUGAAGGACACGAAGGACGAGCAAGCGAGUCCGUCACUGGGUUCAGAAACGCCCAGCAUGUCGCAGGGUACGGUGAUGAUUCUGGCGCAAAAUCGGCAAGAGAAGGACUUCACUGUUGCGACUCCCGAGGAGUUUGUCCAUCGUUUCGGAGGCACCAAAGUGAUCAACAAGGUGCUGAUCGCCAACAAUGGCAUCGCUGCGGUCAAAUGCAUGCGCUCGAUUCGACGAUGGUCGUACGAGAUGUUUAAGAACGAGAGGGCUGUGCGUUUUGUGGUGAUGGUCACGCCGGAAGAUCUGAAGGCGAACGCGGAGUACAUCAAAAUGGCAGAUCAUUACGUGCCAGUACCUGGUGGAACCAACAACAACAAUUACGCCAACGUGGAAUUGAUCGUCGACAUCGCGAUACGUACUCAGGUCCAAGCAGUUUGGGCAGGAUGGGGCCACGCUUCGGAAAAUCCGAAACUUCCGGAACUACUCCACAAAAAUAACAUCUGCUUCAUUGGACCAUCCGAGAGAGCCAUGUGGGCGUUAGGUGACAAAAUCGCGUCUAGCAUAGUCGCUCAAACUGCAGAAGUGCCGACUCUUCCUUGGUCAGGAUCGGAAUUGACAGCGCAUUACAGUGGGAAAAAGAUUAAGAUAUCAUCGGAACUUUUCAAGAAGGGAUGCGUCAGCUCUGUAGAGGAGUGUUUAGCAGCUGCCAACAAGAUUGGCUUCCCGAUCAUGGUGAAAGCGAGCGAGGGUGGCGGCGGUAAAGGGAUCAGGAAAGUUGAAAACGCCGAGGAGUUACCCGCUUUGUUCAGACAAGUGCAGACUGAAAUACCCGGCUCGCCGAUAUUUAUCAUGAAACUGGCCAAAUGCGCUCGUCACUUGGAAGUGCAAUUACUAGCUGAUAAUUACGGCAACGCGAUAUCACUGUUUGGACGCGAUUGUUCUAUCCAAAGGAGGCACCAAAAAAUUAUCGAAGAGGCCCCGGCCGUAAUCGCCAACUCAGAGGUUUUCGAAAAGAUGGAAAAGGCCGCUGUGAGACUGGCAAAAAUGGUGGGAUACGUUAGCGCGGGUACUGUAGAAUAUCUAUAUGACACAUCCGGCAGAUAUUAUUUUCUGGAGCUAAAUCCGCGUCUCCAAGUGGAACAUCCCUGUACCGAGAUGGUGUCGGACGUGAACUUGCCAGCGGCUCAAUUGCAAAUAGCUAUGGGUUUGCCGUUACACCACAUCAAGGAUAUACGUCUCUUGUAUGGAGAGACCCCCUGGGGCGAUAAUCCGAUCGACUUUGAUCAGCCACGUCACAAACCUCAACCAUGGGGCCACGUUAUAGCAGCUAGAAUUACCAGCGAAAAUCCUGACGAAGGCUUUAAACCGAGUUCCGGCACGGUGCAGGAGUUGAAUUUUCGAUCAUCCAAGAACGUAUGGGGUUACUUUUCGGUCGGUGCUUCAGGAGGACUUCACGAAUUCGCUGAUUCACAAUUCGGUCAUUGUUUCUCGUGGGGUGAAAACCGCAAUCAGGCUAGAGAAAAUUUAGUCAUAGCUCUGAAAGAAUUAAGUAUCAGGGGCGAUUUUAGGACCACAGUUGAAUACCUCAUCACUCUCCUGGAAACCGAAUCCUUUCAACAGAAUAACAUAGACACCGCUUGGCUCGACCUGCUGAUCGCAGAACGUGUCCGCAGCGAUAAGCCGGACGUUUUGCUGGCUGUCACCUGCGGAGCACUUCAUAUCGCCGAUAGAACGAUCACGGCCGCUUUCACCGGAUUUCAGACGGCCCUGGAAAAGGGCCAAAUACAGGCUAGCAACGAUUUAGACAAUGUUGUCGACGUAGAGCUUAUCAACGAUGGAUACAAGUACAAAGUGCAAGCUGCCAAAUCUGGUCCCAAUACCUAUUUCCUUGUGAUGAACGGUUCUUACAAAGAGGUAGAGAUCCAUCGCAUGUCAGACGGAGGAUUGCUGCUUUCGCUGGACGGUGCGAGUCUUACGACUUACAUGCGAGAAGAGGUGGAUCGUUACAGAAUCAUGAUAGGAAAUCAGACAUGCAUCUUCGAAAAGGAUAACGAUCCAUCUUUGCUAAGAUCACCGUCGGCCGGAAAGUUGAUUAAUUUUUUGGUCGAAGACGGCGGCCACGUGGGCACCGGUCAGGCAUACGCCGAAAUCGAAGUGAUGAAAAUGGUCAUGACCGUUACUGCCAGCGAAGCAGGUAGCGUCUUUUACGUGAAGCGACCUGGCGCUAUACUGGAAGCUGGUACUCUGAUCGCGCAUCUUGACCUGGACGAUCCGUCACUGGUGACGAAAGCGCAAGAAUAUACGGGACAGUUUCUAGCGGCAGCGGUGCUCUCCAUGCCGGAAAAAUUAAAUCAUCUCCAUUCCAAGUAUCGAAACGCUUUGGAAAAUACAUUGGCUGGCUAUUGUUUGCCGGAUCCAUAUCAUUUGCCACGUUUGCGUGAGUUAAUCGAGAAAUUCAUGUAUUCGUUGCGCGAUCCUAACUUACCGUUACUGGAACUGCAGGAGGUAAUUGCAACGAUAUCCGGCCGGAUUCCCAUCUCGGUGGAGAAGAAGAUUCGCAAAUUGAUGUCGUUGUACGAGCGAAAUAUCACGUCAAUCUUAGCCCAGUUUCCCAGUCAACAGAUCGCCGCCGUGAUUGACACGCAUGCAGCAACUCUGUCGAAAAGAGCCGAGCGCGAUGUAUUCUUCUUGACGACCCAAGCUAUCGUACAACUGGUACAGAGAUAUCGAAACGGCAUACGUGGUCGAAUGAAGACCGCGGUGCACGAAUUACUGCGACAGUAUUACUUGGUCGAAAGCCAGUUCCAGCAGGGUCAUUAUGACAAAUGCGUUUCCGCACUGAUAGAGAAGUACAAGGACGACGUGGCGACGGUCACUGGUAUGAUUUUCAGUCACAAUCAAGUGACAAAGAAGAAUGUCUUGGUUACUAUGCUGAUCGAUCACUUGUGGGCCAACGAGCCCGGUCUUACUGACGAGCUCUCAAGCACGUUGACCGAACUGACUAGCCUGAAUCGAACAGAACACAGUCGCGUAGCGCUGAGAGCCAGACAAGUGUUGAUCGCCGCUCAUCAACCCGCCUACGAGCUCAGACACAAUCAAAUGGAGUCUAUAUUUCUCUCCGCGGUGGAUAUGUACGGGCACGACUUUCAUCCGGAAAACUUGCAGAAGCUUAUUCUUUCGGAAACAUCCAUCUUCGACAUUCUUCAUGAUUUCUUCUAUCAUACUAAUCGUGCGGUGUGUAACGCCGCCUUGGAAGUGUACGUGCGACGAGCUUACAUCAGCUACGAUCUAACGUGUUUGCAACACCUGGAGCUGUCCGGUGAGAUGCCGCUGGUAUAUUUCCAGUUCGUUUUACCCAGCAAUCAUCCAAAUCGUCAGGUUCAAUCCUUGGUGGAUUACAGAGCCGGUGCGAUGGCGGCUUUCCAGGAUCUCGAGCAGUUCAGUCAAUACGCGGACGAGGUCUUGGAUAUGUUGGACGAUCUGUCGAGCCCUACGCCGAUGGUGUCAGCGAAAUUGUUGGAGGCGGUGGACGCUGCGGGUAGCGAAUCGCGGCACAGCACGUCCAUCAACGUGUCCUUGAGCAUGGCGGCGGACGGAACGUCAGCCACGACGGCAGUGGCGACGCCCAAUGACAGGGAGUCCGCCGAACCAGUUCACAUAUUGAGUAUCGCAGUCAAGGAAAGCGGUACCGAGGAUGACGCCACAAUGGCCCGAAUGUUUGGAGACUGGUGCGCCAAUAACAAGGAAGAAUUGAUAAACCGUGGCAUCCGCAGAGUGACAUUCGCCGCGCUCAAGAGGAGACAGUUCCCCAAGUUCUUCACCUUCCGUCAGCGAGAGGGUUUCGUCGAGGACAGGAUCUAUCGGCACCUUGAACCCGGUUGCGCCUUCCAAUUGGAAUUGAAUCGCAUGCGAACAUACGAUCUCGAGGCCCUCCCGACGUCGAAUCAGAAGAUGCAUCUGUAUCUAGGCCAGGCCAAAGUCGCAAAGGGUCAACAAGUUACCGAUUAUCGUUUCUUCAUCCGCUCGAUUAUACGGCACUCCGAUCUCAUCACGAAGGAGGCGAGCUUCGAUUAUCUUCACAACGAGGGCGAACGCGUCCUCCUCGAGGCUAUGGACGAAUUGGAGGUCGCGUUCUCGCAUCCUCUCGCGAAGCGCACCGAGUGCAACCACAUCUUCUUGAACUUCGUACCCACGGUUAUUAUGGAUCCGAAUAGAAUAGAGGAGAGCGUGACUAGUAUGGUGUUGCGAUAUGGUCCGAGAUUGUGGAAGCUGCACGUGCGGCAGGCGGAGAUCAAGAUGACCAUAAGGCCCGCACCAGGAAAACCGACCUCGAACGUGCGCCUCUGCAUCGCCAACGACAGCGGUUACAGCAUCGACUUGCAUCUUUACACGGAGGCUACCGAUCCCAAGACGGGUAUCAUCCGUUUCGAGUCUUAUCCACCCACAUCGACGAACGCGGCCAAUUGGAGGCCGGGACCUAUGCACGGGCUACCGAUCUCUACACCGUAUCUGACUAAGGAUUAUCUCCAGGCGAAGAGGUUCCAGGCGCAGAGCGCCGGUACGACUUACGUCUACGACCUGCCGGAUAUGUUUCGGCAACAAGUCGAGAAAUUGUGGCAGAAAUACGUGGAAGAGAGGCCACUGAACGACGGUCAGAAUCCGAUCGUGAUCCCCAAUCCGGUGAUGGACGUGGCGGAGUUGGUGUUAGAGGAAGAACAAUUGGUCGAGCAGAAGCGAUUACCGGGUGAGAACGAUGUUGGCAUGAUCGCCUGGCGAUUGACCCUGCGCACCCCGGAGUAUCCUUACGGUCGGGACGUCAUACUCAUUGCCAAUGAUCUCACGUACCUGAUAGGUUCGUUUGGAAUACGCGAGGAUCUGCUGUUCUGCCGAGCUUCCGAAAGGGCGAGGCAGCUCAGAUGUCCGCGGAUAUAUUUCUCCGCCAAUUCUGGCGCCCGUAUCGGUCUGGCCGAAGAGGUAAAGGCCCUCUUCAGGAUCGCGUGGGAGGACGAGAACGAGCCGGAGAAGGGCUUCAAGUAUAUCUACCUCACACCGGAUGAUUACACGCGCUUGGCGUCUUUCAACUCGGUCAAGGCCUCGCUGAUCGAGGAUCCCGCGGGCGAGUCCCGUUACAGGAUCACGGACAUCAUCGGCAAGGACGACGGCUUAGGAGUGGAAAAUCUCAAGUACGCUGGUCUGAUUGCUGGCGAAACGUCCCGGGCUUACGACGAGAUCAUCACCAUCUCCAUAGUGUCUUGCCGCGCGAUCGGUAUCGGCAGUUAUCUGGUGCGUCUCGGCCAGAGGGUGAUACAGAUCGAGAAUUCGCACAUUAUUCUGACUGGUUACCGGGCGCUGAACGCCGUACUGGGUCGCGAGGUUUACGCCAGCAAUAAUCAGCUAGGCGGUACUCAAAUUAUGCACAACAACGGGGUGUCUCACGCGACCGAUGCCCGGGACAUGGACGGAGUCGCGACCGCCUUGAAGUGGCUCACUUACUUCCCCAGGAACAAGGGCGCCUCGUUACCGAUUCUCCUGCCCAUCACGGAUCCGAUCGAUCGUGAAAUCGCUUAUAUGCCCACGAAGACGGCCUACGAUCCAAGGUGGAUGCUAGAAGGCAGACACUGCAGCGAAUCGAAUUGGGAGAGCGGCUUCUUCGACCGAGGAUCGUGGCACGAAAUAAUGAGGCCGUGGGCGCAAACGGUGGUGACCGGACGGGCCAGACUCGGUGGUAUACCUUGCGGAGUGAUUGCUGUCGAGACCAGGACAGUCGAGCUGCAUUUACCCGCCGAUCCUGCCAACCUAGAUUCCGAAGCUAAGACCUUGUCUCAAGCUGGACAGGUUUGGUUCCCGGACAGCGCGUACAAGACUGCGCAGGCUAUUCAGGAUUUCGGAAGGGAGGAGUUGCCGCUCUUCAUCUUUGCUAAUUGGAGAGGCUUCUCUGGAGGCAUGAAGGACAUGUACGAACAAAUUGUCAAGUUUGGUGCAUACAUCGUCGAUGGGUUAAGGCAAUAUACUAAGCCGAUAUUCGUUUAUAUUCCGCCGAAUGGAGAGCUCAGAGGUGGUGCUUGGGCCGUCGUGGAUCCUACGAUAAAUCCUCGUUUCAUGGAGAUGUUCGCGGACAACACUAGCAGAGGUGGCGUCUUGGAAGCCGAUGCGAUUGUAGAGAUUAAAUUUCGAAACAAGGACAUUGUGAAAACUAUGCAUAGAGUCGAUCCUGUAAUAGUCAAGCUAAAGGAGAAAUUGUCGACCGCAACAGAAGACCGACUGGAGCUCGAGGCACAGAUUCGUAAACGCGAGAAGCUUCUAGAGCCAAUGUACCGUCAGGUCGCCAUUUAUUUCGCCGACCUGCACGACACGCCGGAGAGGAUGUUCGAGAAGAAUACGAUUCAGGAGAUAAUACCGUGGAAGAAAGCGCGAGGGUUGUUUUACUGGCGAUUGCGACGCAGGCUUCUGGAGGAGGAGAUUAAAAACGAGAUCUUGUCGACGCAGCCGAAUCUCGAUGUCAGGCAGGUGGGAGCGAUGUUGCGACGCUGGUUCAUCGAGGACAAGGGAACGACGGAAUCGUACUUGUGGGAUCAGGACGAGGCCGCGACCUGCUGGUUGGAGGCUCAACGUAGAACGGACGAUAGUGUCGUGUCGCGUAACAUUACGUGCGUGAAGAGAGACGCGGUGGUGACGCGCAUCAAGGAGGCUCUGGACAUCUGUCCGGAGAUUAAACUGGACGCUGUCCUGGAAAUUGCGCACAGAUUGCAACCGGCCGAACGAGCAGAGUUGCAGAGAACUUUGUCGCAGAUGGAGACAAGAGAGACGGGGCAGGAGCACCAAGACACGGACGUCUCGUCCUGAGUGUAUUUUGCGUGUAAGCACACUUGCCACGCGAACCUCAUUCAUUCCAGCUUGUUAAAUGCUCGUCGAUAGUACAAUUCAUCAUCAAAGACAUAACGUAAUUAUUUGUAUCGGUUUUCACAGAUAUUCUUUGUUGUCAAGGAUGAUUAAUCAAUUAUUGAUAAUCAAGUAGAAAAUGUUUCAAAUAGAUAGCGUGUUUCAAAGGCUUUUUAAAUUUCGACUUCGUUUCUGAAGGUCGAAGAAUCUCAACGGUUAAACCCUUGGUGAGGGCUGCACUCUUUCAAUUUAGAAAUUUUUAAAUUACUAAAAAAAUAUAUCGCGCUUUUAUGAAUUAGAUAGUUUGUUGAACGAUUUUUAUCGUAGUUUCCGAUAUAUCGAAAAUGCUCGAAAUACAUAUAUUCUUGAAAAUAAAUAUUUUAUUAAAUAGAGGAAUAAAAGCGCGUCACUGCCAUUCAUGUGACCGUGGUGAUGGUAUCUAUACCAUAUUUAUAGAUUAUACUUACAUCGUAAUGAGAUUCGAGAUACUGAAAAUAUCGCAUGUUCCUUCAGUUGCAUCUCUUUGUCAUGACUAUUAAACUUUUAUAAAUUAGGAUAUACAAAUCUGGAAAGAAAAUAUAAAUUUGUAUAAUAAAAUAAGUUAUUAAAAAGUUCAUACAAUCACAUAUCUUAUAAUUUAUUAAUAACGGUAUUAUAUUUAUAACGACAUUAUAGCAUAUGGAAUCUUAACACACAUCUUUCAACUUUCAAUUCCUUGAUUAUAACGCUUUGAUGAUAAGACACUACUUUCCUUAAUUUGAUAUUCUACACAUUGUAUCUGGAAGAACAUGCGUUACUAAAAAAUACAUGAUUCUGUGUUUAAUUACACACACAUACGCACACAUUUCUCGAAGGAAAUGCGAUUGUAACAUUACAAAAUAUUACAAACAAUAUCCUUAUGUAACAUUAUUUUAUGAUAUAUG